CAACAGUCUGCAGCUUCACACUUUGGUUGGUUUAUUUGAUUGUAACAGGUAGUUUGUGCUUCUGUGUGGUGAAGGAGGAGAGCAGAGAGGAGAGGGAUGCUCUCAUCACAAAGAAAGCAUGAUUGUAUGGGCCGAAAUUCACAGGCGCGUUUUCAGAUCUGAGCACUUUUACCUGAGAUCCAAACACACUGCCUGCUUUUCUGUCGAGUUUUUAUUUUUUAUUCUUUCCAACGGCAUCAGCUAAUUGCUAGAAGGAAGCCAGACACUGAUCAUAAACUUGGAUCUCUUUCUUUGGAGCUUCAGCUCAUCAUUAUUAUGGAGGAAAAUGUUCAAGGAGAAGCUCAGUGUCCAAAGAGUUCUGGAGGGGAGUCCAACCGGGCCAUCCUGCCUCUGCUGCAGCAGCCCGGAGUUCAGCAGUCCACCCGGGUCACCAACUUCUACAUAGACAACAUCUUAAGGCCGGACUUUGGCCGAAAGAGAAAGAAAGGCACAAUAUGUGUUCGGGGAGGAUACGGGCUGGAGGAGAGGAGCGAGGUGUCACAGAGAAAAGCUUCCAGGACGGACUCAAAGCGCGGCAGGACAGGAGGCGGAGAGGACAGCCUGGGGACGUCCGAGCACCAGGAUGCGGGGACAGAGGCGAGCGGCCCCGGGCUGACAGCCUGCGACCCAGGCCGAGGGAUCUCCUGCCGCAGCCCCGAGAGCAGCGCGGCUCCUGCGGCCCCUGCGGCCCCUACGGCUCCUACGGCUCCUGCGGCCAAGCCGAUGCUGUGGCCCGCCUGGGUUUAUUGUACCAGGUACUCCGACCGGCCUUCAUCAGGGCCCAGAUCCCGCAAACCAAAGAAAGCCCUGACCCCUAGCAAGGAGGACAAGCGGCCCCGGACGGCCUUCAGCACCGAGCAGCUGCAGCUGCUGAAAGCAGAGUUCCAGAAGAACCGCUACCUCACCGAGCAGCGGAGGCAGAACCUGGCCCUGGAGCUCGGCCUCAACGAGGCGCAGAUCAAAAUCUGGUUCCAGAACAAGCGGGCCAAGAUUAAAAAGGCAUCCGGGAAGAAGAACUCUCUGGCGGAGCACCUGAUGGCGCAGGGGCUGUACAACCACUCCGCCGGCCGGGAGGCGGAGGCCCGCUCCGACAGCGACUGAAGCCUGCACAGCAGCAGCAUCCUGCACAGCAGCAGCAUCCUGCACAGCACCACCAUGUCUGACAUCACAGUUCUGCUGGACUGUUUGAAGCGCGCGCUGAUGGGGCCGCACGCCGCACGUGGCAAACUGAGAUACAGCCAGAAGCAGUCUCACAGACAAAUCUCUUGAAAUGUUUUAGAUGUAUAGUUCUUUCAUCUUGAAGGCUCAGCUGAGGCUCCAGGCCGGCCAGAACCACCGGCUGGCAGCCUGGCUGCUGGAACCCAAAGACAGCAGCUGCUUCAGCCGCUUCAUGGUAGGCCUUCUGUUUAUCCAGCUGUUCUGUUGCUACAUUUUCCUUUGUGAGUCAAAGCUAAGCUAUGUUUCAUUUUAGAGCUGAUCUGGCAGCAGGCGCCUGCAGAGCUGCUAGUUUUCUAGGAUUUCAAUCAUUAAUGGACCUGACCGGAAAUGCCUUUGAUCUGUGGUUCCAGUGCUGCCUUAUAGCGUUUCCCUCAAUUUCCCUGCAAACUAUCGGUGUCAAUAAGUGGGAUCACGCGCUCUUAUUUAUAUCCAACACAGCCAGAAUACAGAGCAAAGACGCUCUGACAUGUUUACAUAAUUUAUUUUUCUACACAAACCUGUCUUUGAAUGCAACGUUUGGCGGAUCAAUGAUUAUGAAUCCAAACCAAAUGUUAGCCUUACAAUGCAGUCAACUUUUUAGUUUCCUUAAAUUGCUUCUGUUUCCUAAUGAAGAUUUUAUGUUUUCAGUCGUUUUGUCCAUUUCUG
Poeciliopsis prolifica (blackstripe livebearer) is the source of this 1902-nucleotide messenger RNA. RefSeq names its product engrailed homeobox 2b (gene en2b). Bases 316 to 1140 code for a protein of 274 amino acids. The record is from RefSeq and is a predicted model, not a curated record. Gene Ontology annotation, cellular component: nucleus. The transcript is spliced from 2 exons. Lineage: Eukaryota; Metazoa; Chordata; Actinopteri; Cyprinodontiformes; Poeciliidae. Gene Ontology annotation, biological process: multicellular organism development; neuron differentiation; regulation of transcription by RNA polymerase II. Gene Ontology annotation, molecular function: DNA-binding transcription factor activity, RNA polymerase II-specific; RNA polymerase II cis-regulatory region sequence-specific DNA binding.